This is a messenger RNA of Carica papaya (papaya), 1843 nucleotides long. Its product is annotated as Protein phosphatase 2C family protein. Gene Ontology annotation, biological process: protein dephosphorylation. Gene Ontology annotation, molecular function: cation binding; protein serine/threonine phosphatase activity. Lineage: Eukaryota; Viridiplantae; Streptophyta; Magnoliopsida; Brassicales; Caricaceae. The record is from RefSeq and is a predicted model, not a curated record.
AUCUUUUCAGUGCUUCUUCAACUUCAACCUGCUCCCUCUCCCUCUCUCUCUCUCUCUCUCUCUCUCUCUCUCUCUCUCUCUCUCAUUAACACAUUUUUACUCUUUGAUUCAACAUUUUCUUGGAAUCUUGGUAAUUUCUAGUUUUUCCAAAUCAGGAUUAAUAUUUUUGUUUUUUCCACAUUCAUCUCUUAAUCCGAGUGUAGACUCACUCUCCCUCUAUUUCUCCUUUUUGAUCCAGCACUAACUUUUUUUUUUUUAAUUGUUUGAUUUUCCUUACAGUUUUCACCCUCUGAAACCAUGAUUUAUUGCUCUAUCAACUGGGUUUUACUUUGAAAUCAAACUGCCUUUUAAUUUCUUUAUGGUUUCUGGAAGGAAACCCAGUUCUCAUUUUGCUAAAUCAAUGUCUUCCUCAUCGGGUUUCUCUUAGUAUAAAUCUAAAUACUCAUUAACCUUGUUUUACGAUUCUGGUUAAAUUUAACCUGCUAGAGUGAUUUGAUCCAGUAAUUAGGGUUUUUCUAGAUUGUCCCUUUUGUUUAUUUUUCUCUAUUUUCUCAUUUUAUUUUAUUUUUUUUUUCUCGCUUAAAGAACAAAAUUUAAGGGGAGUAUUGCUGGGGAGGGAAAUGAGGGAUGUUGUCGUGGCUGACAAGGAUAGCGCUUGCUUGCUGGAAACCGGUAAGGCGAUAUGCCCGCAUGAGCAAGGAUGAUGACCUUGACGAUUCAUCUAUCGGGGAUUCUCUUCUCUGGUGCAGAGAACUCGACAAGCACUCCUUCGGCGAUUUUUCCUUCGCCGUCGUCCAAGCUAACGAGGUUAUCGAGGAUCACAGCCAAGUCGAUACAGGGAAUGGCGCCACUUUCGUCGGCGUUUAUGACGGACACGGCGGCCCGGAGGCCUCCCGCUACGUCUCUGAUCAUCUGUUCCUUCACUUAAUGAGACUUGCUCGAGAAAAUGGAAACAUUUCCGAAGAUAUUAUUAGAGGUGCUUUUUCUGCAACUGAGGAUGGAUUUCUUACUCUCGUCCGUAGGACAUGUGGGUUAAAACCAUUAAUUGCAGCAAUUGGGUCUUGUUGUUUGGUUGGAGUUAUAUGGAGAGGAACCUUAUAUGUUGCUAACGUGGGUGACUCUCGAGCUGUGAUAGGAUCUGUAGGUAGAUCAAAUAAGAUAGUCGGUGAGCAGUUGACCAAGGAUCAUAAUGCAAGCAUGGAGGAGGUCAGACAAGAACUCAGGUCCUUGCAUCCUGAUGAUUCACAUAUUGUAGUUUUGAAACAUGGAGUUUGGCGUAUAAAAGGCAUAAUUCAGGUAUCUAGAUCCAUUGGUGACGCAUACUUGAAGCGACCGGAGUUUUCUCUUGAUCCUUCGUUUCCUCGAUUCCAUCUCUCUGACCCCAUCCGCCGGCCUGUGCUAACAGCAGAACCAUCUGUAUGUACAAGGGUACUACGACCCAGUGACAAAUUUGUUAUAUUUGCAUCAGAUGGGCUCUGGGAACAUUUGACAAAUCAGGAGGCUGUCGAGAUCGUGUAUAAUAAUCCACGACCUGGAAUUGCCAGAAGACUUGUUAAGACAGCUUUAAAUGUAGCAGCUAGGAAGAGGGAGAUGAGGUACGACGAUCUGAAGAAAGUGGAGAAGGGGGUUAGGCGGUUUUUUCAUGAUGAUAUUACAGUUGUUGUGAUCUUCAUAGACCAUGAGUUGCUAGGAAAAGAGGUUCCCGUUCCCGGGCUGUCUGUAAAAGGUUUCAUUGACACAGUUGGACCAUCGAAUUUUAGCAUUCUGCAAGGAAUCGAUGCUAAUGCUCGAUCCACUUACCGGAAAUAGACUCUCUGUCAGCUGAUGAAUCAUCAUCUAUUUA